CAGGUUUGCAAUCAAAUUUCUCAACUUCUUGCAGCUGAAUUCGGAUUUUUUGCUUUGUGCUGUGGUGGUUUGGAACUGCUAUAUAUACAUAUUCUUUUGUGGGAGGGUUUUUGGGUUGAAAGGUCUCCUUCUACCAGGUUCCUUCUUGAAUAAGUCUAAGAAUUAUCAGCCUGCAGCUCAGGAAUAGGGAAAGAAUGGCAAGCAAUGGAGGUGAAAUCCCUGAGAACGCCAACGAACAUUGCCCGGGGCCUCAAUCGGAAUCAGCUGGAAAAUCCGACGCCUGCGCUGGAUGCCCUAAUCAGGAGGCUUGCGCUACUGCUCCGAAAGGCCCCGAUCCUGAUUUGGUCUCCAUUGUUGAAAGAAUGGCGACGGUGAAACACAAAAUACUAGUGUUAUCCGGGAAGGGCGGUGUAGGAAAGAGUACAUUCUCUGCCCAACUUUCAUUUGCGCUGGCAGCUAUGGAUUUUCAGGUUGGCCUUCUCGAUAUUGAUAUCUGCGGACCGAGCAUCCCAAAGAUGCUUGGUCUUGAGGGACAGGAGAUUCACCAAAGCAACCUCGGUUGGUCUCCCGUGUAUGUGGAAUCAAACCUCGGAGUGAUGUCAAUUGGGUUCAUGCUCCCCAAUCCCGAUGACGCUGUCAUAUGGCGAGGCCCUCGAAAAAAUGGGAUCAUCAAGCAAUUUCUCAAGGAUGUCUAUUGGGGAGAGCUCGAUUUUCUCAUAGUUGAUGCGCCACCAGGCACCUCAGACGAGCACAUUUCCAUUGUUCAAUUUCUCCAAUCCACUGGAAUCGAUGGUGCCAUCAUUGUCACUACCCCACAGCAGGUAUCACUUAUAGACGUCAGGAAAGAAGUCAGUUUCUGCAAAAAAGUCGGGUUGCCAGUUCUUGGUGUGGUCGAGAACAUGAGCGGUCUGCGCCAACAGUUGCCCGAGUUCAAAUUCAUGAGCGUGAGUGAAAAUGGCGAGCAAAAGGACAUGACACAAUGGGCUAUUGCGUACAUGAAGGAAAAAGCUCCGGAACUGCUGAAUCUUGUCGCUUUUAGCGAAGUGUUCGAUAGCAGCUCUGGGGGCGGUGAGAAAAUGUGCCAAGACAUGGAAGUUACCUUCCUGGGAAAGGUUCCAUUAGACCCGCAGCUAUGCAAGGCUGCCGAAGAAGGAAGAUCGUGCUUUGAAGAUGGUAAAUGCCGAGCAAGCGCCCCGGCGCUGAAGGCGAUCAUAGAGAAGCUGCUGUCACAGAUGAAGGUAUCAAGAAUGGAGGAGAAUGGAGCCUAGCUCAGCUCUAUGUGUAUGUAUAUCAGUAUAUUGCAUUGUGUCAGGAAUUUGAUUUUAUUUUAGGAGAGUAUGAAUUAAUGUUUUUAUGGAUUGAGUUUUGUUGCCUCUUUUCUUUUUUAUAUGCAUGAACAAAUUUGUCUAGUUUCUAUAGUAAUAUAUUCUUGUGGUA
This is a messenger RNA of Andrographis paniculata, 1437 nucleotides long. RefSeq names its product cytosolic Fe-S cluster assembly factor NBP35. Gene Ontology annotation, molecular function: ATP-dependent FeS chaperone activity; ATP binding; 4 iron, 4 sulfur cluster binding. The transcript has 3 exons. Bases 195 to 1268 code for a protein of 357 amino acids. Gene Ontology annotation, biological process: iron-sulfur cluster assembly. The record is from RefSeq and is a predicted model, not a curated record. Gene Ontology annotation, cellular component: cytosol. Lineage: Eukaryota; Viridiplantae; Streptophyta; Magnoliopsida; Lamiales; Acanthaceae.